AAAAAGAUGGAGAACGAAUGGAGGCAAAGAGAAGAACGAUUAAGGAAGGAGAGGGAAGUGUUGAUAUAUGUAUAUAGUUAAGUCCAUGUUUAGAGGUAUUACUCUUUGGUCUUUGUGUAUUCUCUUUUAAGUGUAUUUGAUUUCCGAUGCAGAAUAAAAGAUGUCGGCUCAUUAACUGCAGCCUAAAUGUAAUUCUGUCGAUGUUAAUUACAAUUUAUAAUAAAUAGUAUUGAAACUUCAAUUGUGUUUUUAUUUAAAACAUGAAACAUGGUGUCUUAUAAGUGGGAUACAAAUAAAUUCAAGUGCGUGAGUAAUAAAUUAACAUAAAAAUGUGUUAUAACAAUGAGUGAGUCGGAAGAUGAAAACGUGCUUCAACAAACUGAACAAAGGACUGUGUCUAGAAAAACUGAUAAUUUCACAAUGGUUCCAUGCAAUCUUCAGAAUUUUAAUUUCGAGGGCAAUUUAGCCGAAAAUUGGAAGCACUGGUAUCAGAAAUUUGAGAUUUAUCUCUUGGCUUCUAACCUAAAUUCUGAAAAUGACAAUAGGAAGGUUGCUCUACUACUACAUAAUUUGGGUGACAAAUGCAUAGACAUUUUCAAUUCGUUCAACCUCUCAUCCGAAGAUGCAAAAAAGUAUGACGUGGUGCAAUCUACUAUUUUUAAAACUAUUCUUGAUGAAGAGGAGCAUGCUCAGAGGAGAGAAGGAAUGAGGUAUGCCUAUCUUCAACAUGGAUCGGAGUUUGACCCUUAUCAGAUACAGAGUCCUCAGUUGGGUGCUCCAGGAAAUUUCCAAGCAAUCACAGGACCACUUCAUCAGUCACUUAGCACUUGGAAUAUAUUAUUGGGGUUGGAAGAAGCCCUGGACAACACGGCAGGUCAUCUAGAAAAAAUGAGCAAUAAGCUGAUUGGAAGUGUUCAGUCACCACCAAGAAUUGGACCAAGCCAACGCUCAGCGGCAGACAUUCUAUCUAUAUCUCCUCCUCGUCCACCCACUUCGGAUAUGAUGCUGACUCCUCCAGUAGAUCAGUAUAACAGGGUUGACCAACAUGACGGAAUGGAGUUGACCCCGGCAGUCAGUUCUACUUCCCUGCAGACGACAAUGCUGUCAGAGCACCAAGAUCUUCUUCAACGUGUCAAAAAUAUUGUAGAAGAAGCAUCUUGGAAACUCAACAUUGCACCCUCAGCAACUCCCCAUCCCCUGUCGUACGGAUUCUCAUCCCAGCGAAGACAACCCUUAGCCACUCUCUACCAUGAUUCUUCGCCUGGUCCUGCCAAAGCGGCAUUUGAUCCUCAUCAGCAGAGUGGGGCGACAGCUACCUCAGCACCUCCUCUCACUCAGGAUGACCCUCGGUUGCUCUUCAGAUCUCGCGUUACAUCCAGGAGUCCUUUGUCAACCAGAGCGACUUCCCCCUCCAUUCCUUCCCAAAGACCAGCUUCUCCUGCGUCACUUGAGAGGCCUGCUCAGGAAUCAGUUGAGGCAGCUAAUACAGCUGGAAAAAUAAAAGGAACGCAAGCAGAAAUGGAAGCAAUGGGGUUUUAUGGACGCAGCAGAGAAGACAUGCAACAUGAAUUCAACUUUGUUGAUCAAUUUAUUAGUCCGUACAAACAAUCACCUCCACAGGUUGUCCAGCGACCAUUACAAGGACAUUUCCCAGGACUUCUUAAGAACCAAAAGGCUCCUGCAGCCCGUAGAAAAAAACGAGUGAUGUUGAAACGAAGAGUGAUCAAAAUAGCCAUUCCUCCGAGACCUGACGAUAAUGCGGAAGAAUUUCCAUUCACGUACACACAACAAGACCCAGAGUACAGUGUGAGACAGGGGGAGCUACUACCUCCCCGUAGGCUGACCCCAUCACCAGUUAACUCGUGUUAUGAAGAAGGCUAUGUGCGCAGCGUCCAUCAGAUGCAGACUCGCCGGGACUUAGAGACAGACUGGGACCGACGCCAAGAAGCUGUUCCGAGCAGGGAGUACAAGGAGGAUAGAGAAAAAGCGUUUGGAAGGCCUCUACCUAAGUCUUUUACUACUGGAAAACUGAAAAAAAAUAAUUCCCAACAAGGUGUACCAGUACGUGAUUCCUCGAAACUGCGGACUACUCCAAGUACAUCAUCUGCUGCAAGUGGACAUCCUCCGACUCCAAACAGGAGGACUGGCCUGAGGGUGCCCUCUGGUCGGAGUGGUAGUGCACCCCAGGGGCAUGUAAGCAGGUCUGGAGGUCGACCCACUCGGGGUGAGUCUGCAAGUCCUAAACUGCAUGGAGGGGAGAGAAACACUAGUAUAAGUCCCAUCAGGGGAAUACCUUUGACUGAUAGGCUUGAAAUGGCAGUAUCGGAAGCAACUGAGAUAUUAGAAUCGCCCCAAGCGAGAGUUUUAGAAAGUCCAAAACGUGUUCCUGAUUUUGUAGAUCCACACAACCCAGUGCUUUUUUCACCUAAAGGCAUUGAUUAUUCUCAAGGAGUAGUUGACAGAUUACCGCACAACAUGGAUAACAUUGAAGAUCAGUCUGACAAUCCUAUAGAGUUGGUGCGGCAAGGGUUUAAUCGGGUCCGUCAGCGACUGGAGAAUUUGCAAGAUCUUGCCAUUAAAAAGGCUAAGCAGGAGAUGAGGAGUCCUUGAAAGUUAAUAAGGGAUGAAUUGUGUGAACUGUACAUGGUUGAAAAAUGUAAACCUUUAAAUCCUAAAGGACCCAGUGUGGCAACAGCAAAUGCAAGCCCACAAAGCGCAGGGAAAUGAUUUUGUAUUGCUGUACUCUUUAUUUUGGCGUUAAAGACAAAUUACAAUACCA
Macrosteles quadrilineatus (aster leafhopper) is the source of this 2779-nucleotide messenger RNA. RefSeq lists its product as uncharacterized. The transcript has 22 exons. NCBI's taxonomy places the organism in Eukaryota, Metazoa, Arthropoda, Insecta, Hemiptera, Cicadellidae. The record is from RefSeq and is a predicted model, not a curated record. Bases 343 to 2610 code for a protein of 755 amino acids.